Strigops habroptila (Kakapo) is the source of this 3781-nucleotide messenger RNA. RefSeq names its product methyl-CpG binding domain protein 3 (gene MBD3). Gene Ontology annotation, molecular function: DNA binding. Lineage: Eukaryota; Metazoa; Chordata; Aves; Psittaciformes; Psittacidae. Bases 321 to 1151 code for a protein of 276 amino acids. The record is from RefSeq and is a predicted model, not a curated record. The transcript is spliced from 8 exons.
CGGUAACGGAGCCGCGGGGGCGGGCGGAGCGGAGCAGAGCGUGGAGGAGGCGGAGGUUCCGCGGAGCGGCGCUAGGGCCUGGCAGGCGCCCGUGGGGGGCAGAGACCGCGCUCGGGACGGGCGGGAGCGGGCCGAGUAGAGCCGAACCGAACCGGGCCGGGCCGGGUCAGGCCAGGCCAAGCCGAGGCGAGCCGAGGCCCCAGCACCGCCUCUCGGGGCGGGGGGGGGGAGAGGGAAGGAACGGUCCGAGCGCGGAACAGCCGUCGGCGGGAGGAGUGCGCGGCGGCCGGAAGAGCCGGCGGGAGCGGGCCCGGGCCGCGAUGGAACGGAAGAGUGCUUUUCCUUUGGGCCAAGCUUCCCCAGGAAGAGACAGGACUCUGAGUCACUUCAGCCCAAGUGGUAAGAAGUUCCGGAGCAAGCCACAGCUGGCACGUUACCUGGGCAGCUCCAUGGACCUGGGCACCUUUGAUUUCCGCACAGGAAAAAUGCUGAUGAAUAAAAUGAACAAGAACAGGCAGAGGAUGCGCUAUGACUGUUCCAACCAAGCCAAAGGCAAGCCUGAUUUGAACACAGCCCUGCCUGUCAGACAGACUGCCUCCAUCUUCAAACAGCCUGUCACAAAGAUCACAAACCAUCCCAGCAAUAAGGUGAAGAGUGAUCCUCAGAAAGCUGUGGACCAGCCCCGGCAGCUCUUCUGGGAGAAGAAAUUAAGUGGACUGAAUGCUUUUGACAUUGCAGAGGAGCUGGUGAAAACAAUGGACCUGCCAAAAGGUUUACAAGGGGUUGGACCUGGUUGCACUGAUGAAACCCUCCUCUCUGCCAUAGCUAGUGCUCUGCACACCAGCACUAUGCCCAUCACUGGGCAGCUGUCUGCAGCUGUAGAGAAGAAUCCUGGAGUCUGGCUAAACACCUCACAGCCCCUUUGCAAAGCAUUUAUGGUGACAGAUGAAGAUAUUAGGAAACAAGAGGAACUGGUGCAGCAAGUGCGAAAGAGGCUGGAGGAAGCCCUGAUGGCUGACAUGCUUGCCCAUGUAGAAGAAAUAGCAAGAGAUGGAGAAGCUCCUUCAGAGAAAGAAGGAGGUGAGGAAGAAGGAGAAGAGGAAGAGGAGGAGGAGGAGCAGGACCAUGACCAGGAGAUGGAGAAUGUAUAGUCCAGGGAGUUCCAUCUAAGAAUUCCCAGUAUAAACCCUAUCAGCAGGGUCAGCACAACUAUUUACAAAGCCAAGAGUGUCUGCCGAGUACAUUGCACCACCAACCCAACUGUACCAAGGAGCAUUUUGAUGUCCACAUCAGGAGAUGUUGAGAAGCUGAUGGCUCAGUAAUUGCUGGGUAGUUUUGAAGAUGGAACUUGACUAAACUCUACUCCCCCUCCUUUUUCUAAAGGGGUAGGGUAAUUGGGAAUGCAAAAGCGGGAGGGAAUAAAGGAAUAUAAAAUGGUGGGAGGUAAAAUACUAGGAACCAAAUUUUCUGUUUUUUAUUAUUUUAAUUUUUUUGGUUGGUCAGUCAGUGAUAGGUGAUAAAUUUUUAAGCUUUUCUAUCAAAGUACCUUUAACGAGGACCCAUAGAAACCAUUUUCUCUCUAACACAAGUGAGAGGAGAUGCUGUUUCACUCCUUGGCUACUCUGCUGUAGGCUACCUGUUUGACUGUAGGGAGGUCAUUUUAUGUUGUGGAUUGUCAUUCCAUGUGUCAAUUCAGAUCACUGAACUUCCUUUUCCUCACAAGACCAUAUUGGUCUUGGAAGUGUAGUCUUGGAGAUGACCUGCCAGUGCCUCUUCCACCCGAGGUUUUGUUUAGUAGGGGAAGAUACACUUGAGGAAUUGGUCUUACAUCAAUGGCAAUUGUUUUUAUAGUUGGCUCCAGCAGCACACUGAAUGCGUUCCUGUGCCCGUUUUUGAUACGGAGUUGUGUGUACAUCCUGGCAUAGCUGCAUGGAGUUUUGGAGAUGGAUAUACCCACUCUGAGGUGUAUUUUGCUUUGGUUUAAGUCCAGUCAGAAGGAACUUCUCAACUUGGAAGGGGAGGAUGACUGACAGUGAGGAAAACAUCCUCCUUUCUUUUCUGGUGCCAAGAACCCCGACCUCCGUUUCUGUGUGUGUGGAGGGAAGGGGAAUCCAUUUCAAUAGGUGUGUCUACACAUCUGCUUUCGUGUGCAGUAAUGUUCUGACCUCUUUUAAAACAAGAAAGGAAAAAGAUUGAUUUUUCUAUAAUUGAUAUCUGAAAACGAAUUUAAAGCUUUUUAUUAAGUAUUAAAUCUUUCUUAUUUGCAUGUGCAGUGAAGUGACCAGCAUUUUGUGUCCAAAAAUGAAAUUAUGUGAAACCUGCCUUAAUGUGUUUAUAAGUAUUUGGCUUCACCAUGGGUACCUUGAUUGAUUCCUCAGUCUCUUUUAGUACAUCUGUGAGCAUAUUGGGGUAACUUGCGUCUAAAAAUGGAUUUAUCUGGGGAGGGAGGAUAGGGAGAGGGGACAAAGAUGAGAGUUUAUAGCUCGGAGAAUGCGUUGAUUAGUUACAAAAGUUAUUUUAGUCUUGGAGUAUCCAUUGCAUAGUUCAUGCAUGGACAUGUCAGCUGACAGAAUGGUAUAAAGUGGUGGGUUAAAUGUUGUGCCACUAAACAAUUGUACAAGUUGUUGGUAUCCCCAAACUUGGGGAAGAAAGUAGCUCCCAGAGCCUUUAUCAUGUAAGAAUGAUUAGCAGUGAUAGCAAGGGACCAGGGGAAUUGCCUGGAAAGUAAUAACUUCUGGGAGUAGUUCAGCUUAGUGAUUGGAAUACGUUUAAGCUCCUUGAAAAAUAUCCCAUGCCAAAGUGAUUGCUGUUGUACUAACGUUUUUCGUAAAGAUUUGAAAAUACAAAAUUCUUUGAUACUGCUCAUUUGGAGUACUGCAAGAAGACUGAAUUGUACUUCUUUGCUGCUCUACCAGGUAUUAUUGCUUUGGGAAACUUUACCUGGUACUGCAGGCAGUGAAAAUUAUUUUCCUUUUUGAACAGUCUGUUACGAUUAUUAUUCUGUAAAUCUCUCCUCUUGUAAUUCAUUGUGUUGAAUUAAAUGUUUCUCACAAAGUAGAGCUUCUUCUAGUCUGCAUCAAGCCCCGACCUGUAGGGUUUGUGCUCUGCCCCUUUCAGUCAUUUCAGCAGAGAUGCUCUUGCAUUUUUCUUGUGAGCUCUGUACUGAGAUUUGGAUCUUCAUAUUUGGGGACCUGGCAGAGGAGAAUAAAAAGUGAAACUUGUGGAAAGUCAGUUGGACCUUGCUGCAGAAUCUUCCUGUGUCCUCACCCAUUAAAAGGCUGCCAGGAUGUCCUGUCUAAUGGGCAAGUGGCUGAUACGGUCCUUUGAAUCUCACCUCUUAGCAGUUUAUAAGUGAGGCUAGAGGUGGUGUUCUGACCAUGGCAGUCUUGUUCUGACACUAUUUCCUUCUUUAAACUUGUUUAGUAUCUAGUAAUGUCUUUAUUUACUUUUAUUUGAAUCUAAAUGUAUUGUAAACAUAUGUAACACCCAAACUUAGAUGAUUGAGAUAUUGAUACUACUAUUUUGAUGCAUUGAACAUCGAGUUUAAAUUGGUGCCAACUUGUGUGCCAGCCCUUGUUUUCCCCACUCUACUUCUCCUGUCUAGCUCUCUUUAUUUCCUUCAGUCCUUUAAAAAGUUUAUUAAUGUUUUCAUUCAUAUGGAGGAGUUGAUUGUUCGAAGUACCCAAAAGGGGCCCAGGACUCCUAUCACAUCCAAAGAAACCUAAAUAACUUUACCUGCUUAUCGAGACAGGUAAGUAAAUAAAAUACUCCUUUCGAAUGA